Protopterus annectens (West African lungfish) is the source of this 2232-nucleotide messenger RNA. RefSeq lists its product as uncharacterized. The transcript is spliced from 9 exons. The record is from RefSeq and is a predicted model, not a curated record. NCBI's taxonomy places the organism in Eukaryota, Metazoa, Chordata, Ceratodontiformes, Protopteridae. The coding region runs from base 1 to 2232 and encodes 743 amino acids. Gene Ontology annotation, biological process: mitotic DNA damage checkpoint signaling; protein phosphorylation. Gene Ontology annotation, molecular function: ATP binding; protein serine/threonine kinase activity. Gene Ontology annotation, cellular component: nucleus.
AUGGUAGCUAUAGAAGAAGAUGAGCUAGGGCUGAGAAUGGGGAACCUGAGAUCAGGGCAGCUAUUGAUUGUAGAAAAUUUUAAGAGUGAAGAAUGCCUGUUUCACCAAAUAAAUAAUAUGACAUCUGUUUCUAAUGUCCAAGAAUUGCUGAAUUUUUCCUUGCAUGAGAACAUAAGAUUUAGAAAGCACUCAGUGAGGGUACUGACAAAGCUAAUAAAGAAAAACUUCUUGGAGUUUUAUAAGUUGCCAAAACUUGACCAUACUGAAAACAGAGUAACUCUACUGCUAAAAGAUGUUGGCCCAGACAAAGAACUAUGUUAUAUGCAUCAGCAACUGCAUUGUUGGGUCAUGGCAGCUAUAUUCUUUAACAUUUCAGUGAAACAGGAUACAAAUUUAAUACAGCAUAUGAAAACAAGGACCCCACUACAAGCACCCACUCUAAGCUGGAAAAUUAUCACAUUUGAAACAGUUUUUCAGGAUUUUUAUUUCCAGCUUAGGACAAAUAUUUUGUCUAAAAUUCAAAAUAAGAUGCCAUUUUCAAGGCUGUCCAUUACAGUGAGGGAAUUAGAGAUGAUGCUGAGUAACCUGGAAGCCCUGAGAGACUGCAGCAGACAAGUAGCAGCUACGGAGGACUUAACUAAAUGCUUAAAAAACCUGUCAAGGCCGUUUAAGUACAUUUUUACCUGCAUUAUUGCCAGAACGAUAUUUGCAGAUAAAUAUAUUGGAAAUGCCAGCAAUGUCAUUCAAAAACUUUUCUCAAACUCAGGCUUUGAAAAUUUGGAAACAUUCUUUGCACUUACAGAAGAGGCAACUGAGCAUCUCCUCUGUAGUUACACAAAAGGUGACUCAUUUGUUUGUCUUGAAUUGCUAACCGAGUUGUGGGAUAAAGUUAAAUAUUUUAAAAAAGACAAAGACAAAGCAUACAAAAUUAUCUCACAGAACCUGUCUAAGUUAAUGUAUCAUCCUCUGCAGGAUGUUCGAAAUAAGAUUAUCCCAUUACUUCUUUCUGAGGGCAGUCCAUGCGCAUCUGCUCCAGAGUUAGGGCAUCAGGUUGUACAAGCUGAUCAGAAACAAAUACAAACUUCCAUAAAACUGUAUCUUGAGAACUAUUUUUUUGGACUGGAUAUUAAAGAAUUUCCUGAUGAAGAUGUAUAUAUUUGGAUAUUUAAAGGAAAACAUUCAUUUGGUGAGGUGCAGAUACAUUUUCAAAAGCAAGAAAGCCUAAAUGAUGUAUUACGCACUAACUCUACAGAUGACUUCCAACAAAGAUUUCAUGAGCUAACCAAAGUGGUUGAAGUUUUAUGUGAAGAAAAUGUCAGUAAGUUUGUCACUGCACUAUGGGGAGCACCUCACUAUCAAAUACCUAAGUUUUAUGCAAUUGAAGAUGGGCAGCCUUUACUUACAUUCUUGCAUACACAAGAAAAUAAGCUAUCAAUAUCAGAUAUGACUACUAUUCUUAAAUGUAUUUUAGAGGCCAUAGGAUACUGCCAUAAACACUCUGUGAUACACAGGGAUAUAACUCCUGGAAGUUUUAUAAUUACUUCAACUGGAAGAGGCUCCAAUCAAGAUAUCUGUGUUAAACUGUCAACCUUCAUUCUUGCAAGAUUGCCAUCAUAUGGUACAACUGAUAUUCGUUAUGUUAACAAAGAUACAGAGAAGGAUGAAUUUCCAGAGUUUACAGGUGAUAAGGAAGAGCCAAUUGCAGGACGAUUCAGUGCCCCAGAGUCUUUGUUACACCACCGUUACUCAUUUUAUUCAGACAUAUGGAUGGUUGCAUGUACAAUGUAUUCUGUUAUGUUAUAUGGCCGCAAUCCUUAUUUUGACUUGGAUCAUCUGACAAUUUCUAACAUAAUUGGUCAAGUUGUUCACCAUGGACACCCUGUGGAAAAAUUGCCAUUUUUGCCAGAAAAUCUCUACAGCCUGGUAGCUGCUAUUCUGAAACAUGAGCCAUAUAACCGCAUUGCAAUUGAUAAUAUCUUGCAAGAACUCCUGAAAUUCCAAACAUCAGUUGCAAGAAAAGAGAAAAUUUAUGUGGUGGACUGCAAGUGUUCCCCAAUAGAAGCAGAAUACAUUGAAAGGGGCCACCUGAAUGACUUAGGCAUGUUUGUUAUAUACAGCAAGAGGUUACAAGAUCGAACGAAAAUUAUAGAGGAUAAGUUUAUCCGGGUACAUUUCUGUGAUUUUUUUCCAUUUGUUUUUGGUAUAUUCACAGUAAUAAUUAUAUUUUGCUAA